CUCCGCCCGCGGGGCCGGGCCGGGCCGGGGCGGUGGGAGCCGGGGACAAAGGUGACCGUGCUUUGGGAGCGGGGCCCCAAAGCCCCCUCACACCAUCCGACCCCGSAUCCAGCGCUCCCACGGCCACCACGGCCAGGAGAGUGUCCUUGAUGCCGGUGAYCGCCGGAGACCGGAGGUAGAGUCCAGGGCGCGGAGCCAUGAAGCUGAACGAGCGGAGCUUGGCUUUCUACGCCACCUGCGACUCCCCGGCCGACAACGCCGGCUUCCUCUACAAGCGGGGCGAGCGGCACACGGCCUACCAUCGCCGCUGGUUCGUGCUCAARGGCAACAUGCUCUUCUACUUCGAGGAGAGGGAGAGCCGGGAGCCCGUGGGCGUCAUCGUGCUGGAGGGCUGCAACGUGGAGCUCUGCGACUCGGCCGAGGGUUUUGCCUUCGCCAUUCGCUUCGGUGGUGCCAAAUCCCGCACCUACGUGCUGGCGGCCGAGAGCCAGGCGGCCAUGGAGUCGUGGGUGAAGUCGCUGUCCCGAGCCAGCUUUGACUACAUGCGGCUGGUGGUGCGGGAGCUGGAGAAGCAGCUGCAGGAGAUGCGCUGGGGGCUGGCCGGGGGAUGCGGGGGCUCCCGGGAGCCUCCCGGCCACUGCAAGCCGAAGCCGUCGGGGCCGGAGCAGUCCCAGGAGCGGCUGCCGGCUCUGCCCGCCAUCCYGCCCAAGGAGAACGGCUGCGCCGUGUGGAACAACGCGGCGGGAGCGGAGCGGCCGCCCGACACCUCUGGCUGCGGYGGGCACGACGAGGACGGGCACCCACGGCCACCACCGCUGCCCCCGCGCAGGCGAGUGUCCGGCRGCGAGGCCGGGGCGGCCGUGGCGGAGAGCCCGUCCACCUUCUGCCGGCUCCACGAGCAGUACAGCCGCGAGGUGGCCCGGCUGAGGCGGGACUGGCAGCAGAGGCAGCGUGGCCCCCGGCUCUGAGCCGUGGCCGAGGCCUGGGGACCUGCCAGGARCCGGGGUGGGACAGAGGUGGUCAUUUUUGGCACUGGCCUGGUCCCCUCGUCAUGCUGGAACGUGCAGAGCUGGCCGUGGUGGUGAUGGACACCACYCAASGAGGGCUCAGCACAAAGGGCCACCRGUGCUGCUCUGUGAUGGUGAAAUGGGCACCUCUGGGGUGCCASCCUCCAGCCGUGGCCCCACGUGGGUUUGGGGUGCUCCACUCAGCACAAACAAACCAUAAACUGUUCACCGACUGAGGCCUCCUGAGAAUCACCUCUGCUCCGGCUCUGCUGGGGCCUCUCGGUGCUCUUGCAGCGGGAUCAUGCACUGACAGCUUUUGGAGGAGGAUUUGGAUGGGAUCUCGCCCUCCUGAGUGCCUGUGUGGGUGUUCCACAGCUGGAGGCACUGCUACCGACUUCCCCUCCCGGCCUGGCGCAAGGCUGAGGUCGGCUGAGCUCUGCCAGAUCCCUCUGCUCCAGCAGGAUGUGGUUUGAAAUGAAAAUAUCAGUGAGCGCAGCCCUUCCUUAACGGCAGCAGCAGCUCCGCACACUCCGGGGAGCUGCUGACACCCAGCCCCGGCUGUACCGAGGGAGCAAUUGCGGCUUGCAAGCCUGGAUGGCAAAUUUGGGGGGGUCAGACCCGGGGGGAAUGCAGCAGGAGGAUAUUUUGGGAUGGCACAUCAUCCCCGUGCCAGCUCACCAAGGGGAAGCAUCGCUCAUGGUGGUGAAUGGGAGCGUGUGUGUCAGCGGUGGAGUGUGAGGAGUGAUUCAUGUGCCAACCAGAGCAAAGCUGGUGUGUCACACUGCUGUUCCUCUCUUAUUUCCCCAAAAAACACUCGAGCUGCUGGCUCAGAGGUGGGGUGACCCAGCCCGGAGCAGGGGGAGCAGUCAGAGUGCCCUGGCUUAGGGAUGGGUGCCUCCAUCUCCCUUUGCUCUCUUGGAGCAGACACGAGAUUUUUUUACAAUAAAAGUUGUUUCAGAACUU
Malurus melanocephalus (red-backed fairy wren) is the source of this 1970-nucleotide messenger RNA. RefSeq names its product PH domain containing endocytic trafficking adaptor 1 (gene PHETA1). The coding region runs from base 198 to 968 and encodes 256 amino acids. The record is from RefSeq and is a predicted model, not a curated record. Lineage: Eukaryota; Metazoa; Chordata; Aves; Passeriformes; Maluridae. Gene Ontology annotation, cellular component: trans-Golgi network; recycling endosome; early endosome. The transcript has 2 exons. Gene Ontology annotation, biological process: endosome organization; retrograde transport, endosome to Golgi; receptor recycling.